This is a messenger RNA of Gryllus bimaculatus (two-spotted cricket), 3025 nucleotides long. NCBI's taxonomy places the organism in Eukaryota, Metazoa, Arthropoda, Insecta, Orthoptera, Gryllidae. The record is from the annotation of a GenBank genome assembly.
AUGGCCGCCGUGAACGGGGACAUACGGAUCGCGGUGCCUCGGAAGCACUGGCCGCCGCAAGCGCUGGACCAGGAAGUGGACGAGGAGGCGCUGGAGGGGAAAACCAUGCUCGCCGGGCCAGGCAAGUUGCUCUUGUACUCCAGGUGUGAAUACAUACACUUUGAUCUUAUUGUUCAGCAAGACCAGUAUUACAGCCCUCAAUAUGUCCAUGCGUUUCGACGGUCGCUCGAAGAUCCUGAAGGUUUCUGGGCCGAAGUGGGUAACUGCGUCACAUGGGACAAACCGUGGACAAAAGUUUUGGACAACUCUCAAGAACCCUUUACUAAAUGGUUCGUGGGCGGCGAGCUGAACGCAUGCUACAACGCCGUGGAUCGGCACGUGGAGGCAGGCCGCGGGGCUAAGUGGGCGUUGGUGCACGACAGCCCGGUCACCCGCACCAAGCGCCGCGUCACCUACGCCGAGCUGCUUGAACAGACAUCGAAGCUGGCGGGCGCGCUGGCGGAGUUGGGCGUGGGCAAGGGCGACCGCGUCGUCAUCUACAUGCCCAUGGUCCCCGAGACCAUCAUCGCCAUGCUGGCCACGGUGCGCCUGGGCGCCGUGCACUCCGUCGUCUUCGGCGGGUUCGCGGCGCGGGAGCUGUGCGUGCGCAUCGACCACGCGGAGCCCAAGGUGGUGAUCGCGGCGUCGGCGGGUGUCGAGCCCAACAAGAUCAUCCGCUACAAGGACAUCCUGGAGGAGGCGCUGGCCAUGUGCAAGUCGCCGCCCGAGCACGUGGUCAUCUUCCAGCGGCGCGGCGUGGCCACGGCGCCGCUCAACGAGCCCCGGGACCUCGACUGGGACGAGCUGAUCGCCAAGGCGGCGCCCCACCCGCCCGUGCCCGUCGAGGCCAACGACCCGCUCUACAUCCUCUACACCUCCGGCACCACGGAUAAGCCCAAAGGCAUCCUGCGAUCCGUGGGCGGCCACAUUGCUACUCUGGCCUGGACGAUGACGACGCUGUAUAACGUAAGUCGCGAAGAUGUUAUGUGGACAGCAUCCGACAUGGGUUGGGUGGUGGGCCAUUCCUACAUCUGCUACGGCCCUCUAGUUUACGGGAUGACCUCCGUCAUGUACGAGGGCAAGCCAGACCGAACACCUGAUGCGGGAUCCUAUUUUAGAGUAAUUCAGGAACACCAAGUAACGGCCAUUUUCACCGCACCCACAGCACUUCGUGUGAUCCGUAAGGUGGAUCCAGAAGUCCGGUUUGGCCGCAAAUACAGCACAAAAUCCCUACGAGUGAUUUUCGUGGCGGGGGAGCACUGCGAUCACGAGACCAAAACCUGGGCAGAAAAGGUUUUCGAGGUGCCCAUCCUCAACCACUGGUGGCAGACCGAGACUGGUCACGUCAUCACCGCCACGGCGCUGGGUCUAGGACACAACAUCAACCCGCCCAAGUUCAGCGCCGGAAUGCCCUUCCCAGGAUACGACGUGCUGGUGCUUCGACAAGAUGGCAGCCGCGCGGCGCCCAACGAAUUGGGUCGUAUUGUGGUGAAGCUGCCGCUGCCUCCCGGAACCAUGGCGACGCUCUACAAGGCCCCCGAACGCUUCGAGGAAGUGUAUUUCUCUCGUUUCCCGAUUAACGCCUUCCGCACGCUCCGCGCUGCGCAGGGCUACUACGACACGAUGGACGCCGGCUACAUCGACGAGAACGGCUACGUGUUCGUGACGGCGCGCGACGACGACGUCAUCAACGUGGCGGGCCACCGGCUGUCCACGUCCGCGUUGGAGGACGUGGUGCUGAGCCACCCCGCCGUGCGCGACGCCCUGGUGGUGGGCGUGCCCGAGCCCACCAAGGGCGACGUGCCGCUCUGCCUCUUCACCCGCCUAACCCUUGUUCCCGGCGCAGGUGUUCAGAAGAGCGAGGGCGAGGUGUGCCGCGAGCUGGUGGUGAUGGUGCGUGAGCUGGUGGGCCCCAUUGCGGCCUUUCGCCUGUGCGCUGCCGUGCGCGGCUUGCCCCGCAACCGCUCGGGCAAACUGGCUCGCAAGACUGUCGCAGACCUCGCUCGCAACCAGUUUGUGAAGAUUCCUGCCACCAUUGAAGAUCCAACAGUGUACCGUGAUAUAAAGGCUGUAUUGCAAUCACUGGGUUACGCUAAGACUGCUCCAGAUCCACAGUGAAUAAUAUAGCUUUACCUGCCUAAAGAGCAAAUAAAAAUUGUAUUAUUACUCAUGAUCAAUAACGAUUUCAUAUAGAAAAUGACUGUUACGAAGCAGCUUUCAUAAGUUCAUGAGUAAAUACUCUAAUCUAUCCACUUUAAUACCAAGAAUGAGUGAAUAUUGCACAACAAGAUAUACUUUACUGCAAAGUUCUUUAUUAUUUGGAUAGAGCAUAUCCAACUUGUUUAUUUAAUGACAGCUAUGCUCUCAUCCACUGCAACAAUUUAUUCCAUUGAAGAGUACUCCACAAUAGUAAUUUACAAUCAAAAGCAUAUGAACUAGAACAAAAUUUAUCAUCUAACUUAUGUAUAAUAGUUUGUAAGUUAUAAUAUAAAAAGAUAUCUAUUUAAAAUACAUUCAUCAACAAACAAAUGAAUUGUCAGAAAUAUUUCACAAUUAUUACAAAUAUAUCCUGAAGUGGAGAUCACAAAGUUAAAAAGUUGUAGUAUAAAACACUAUAUUUCAAUGCAAAAGUACACUUGUAAGAGCACAGAAUCCACCAAUGCCCCUGUUUAUUUCUUCUGGGGCAGUGAAUGUUCUCACUUCUUACGUUUCUUCUUGGAUGGAGAUGAUUUGUUCUUCUGAGAAACAGUAUCAACAACAGAACCAUCCUUACGUUUCCCACCAUCUUGUUCAUCUAUUGCCAUUGGAAUUGGCUCAUCACUUGAUGGUACACUAAAUCCAGGAAUCUGCAAGCAUAACCAACAUAAAAGUAAAUAUGCAAAUAUGGUAACUAAGUGUAAAUUGUAAGAAUCCACUGAAUGAAGUUUCAGAUUGAUUUAUUUAAUGUAUAAAAUUGUACAACACUAGUAAAUAUAGUAUAUACAAG